GUACAAAGCUGCACCGCUGACGCCUACCGCGCAUGUUCUGCUGCUGUGGCGACAGCCGUCACGACAGAACCAGCAGUCUCCUGCACCGCAGAGGAGCUGCAGUGCGGCGCCAUUUGCCUCCCACUCUCCACGCGGUGCAAUGGCGCCUCAGAGUGCGACGACGGGGAGGACGAACUCAACUGCCCAGGAAGCUGUGCAUCAAACCAGUUUCAUUGCGACGGCGUUUGCUUCCCCCGCAAGAUUUUAUGCAACGGCCGGACAGAGUGCGACGACGGGACCGACGAGGCCAACUGUGCAGUGGGGCCGCAGUCCCGCUGUGAUGCCUCCUUGUGCCCGUGCUCCGUGCCCGGCAUGGAACGCGUGUGUUUACCAUGUCACGAGCUGCACAACGUCACGGACACCUGUCAUAAAUUGAAAUCCGGGAAGCCUCUUUGCUCCGUGAGAAAGGCGCCUGGUGUGGACAUCGAUGUACUAACCUGCGGCGGUCAGGAUCUGCAGCUGAACUUUGGAACAUUCGAAAGGACAUCAAGGCCCUGCAUCCGAAAUAUGAAGGUGCCUGUGCUGACGGUGGUCCUGGCUGAGUGCUGGGGCAGUGCAACCCUGGCUCUCAG
Molecule: messenger RNA, 611 nt
Organism: Hyalella azteca
Lineage: Eukaryota; Metazoa; Arthropoda; Malacostraca; Amphipoda; Hyalellidae
Product: very low-density lipoprotein receptor-like
Exons: 7
Cellular component (GO): plasma membrane
Molecular function (GO): protein binding
Source: RefSeq, a predicted model, not a curated record